This is a messenger RNA of Cucurbita moschata (crookneck pumpkin), 1080 nucleotides long. Its product is annotated as ras-related protein RABE1c-like. The transcript is spliced from 9 exons. Gene Ontology annotation, cellular component: plasma membrane. Lineage: Eukaryota; Viridiplantae; Streptophyta; Magnoliopsida; Cucurbitales; Cucurbitaceae. Gene Ontology annotation, molecular function: GTPase activity; GTP binding. Gene Ontology annotation, biological process: protein secretion; regulation of exocytosis. The record is from RefSeq and is a predicted model, not a curated record. Bases 235 to 885 code for a protein of 216 amino acids.
AGAUAAAGGUCUCUUUAUAGGCGAUGAGCCUCUGAACGAAUUUUUUUUCCUGUUUUUCGCUAAUAUCGCCAAAUUAACCAACGAAUCACUGUCGACCUCUCUCUAAACUCGCACGCGCCACCUUACGCGCCUCGCCGGCGACUCGGUUGCUGCUGUUCUCUCGGUUUCUGUCUUGGAAUCGGUUAUUUCCAAGGGAGGUUUGUCUUUUUCUUGAUCGAUUUGAUUGGAAUUGUAAUGGCUGCUCCACCUGCAAGAGCUCGGGCGGAUUAUGAUUAUCUCAUAAAGCUUCUUUUAAUCGGCGAUAGCGGUGUUGGUAAGAGUUGCCUUCUCUUACGUUUUUCAGAUGGAUCCUUUACCACUAGUUUUAUCACUACCAUUGGUAUUGAUUUCAAAAUCAGAACCAUUGAGCUUGAUGGAAAGCGGAUCAAGCUCCAAAUUUGGGAUACGGCUGGUCAAGAGCGCUUCCGUACAAUCACCACAGCUUACUACCGUGGAGCAAUGGGCAUUUUGCUGGUCUACGAUGUAACAGAUGAAUCAUCUUUCAACAAUAUUAGAAAUUGGAUUCGCAAUAUCGAACAACAUGCUUCUGAUAACGUCAACAAAAUAUUGGUUGGAAACAAGGCUGACAUGGAUGAAAGCAAAAGGGCUGUGCCUAAAUCCAAAGGACAAGCGCUUGCUGAUGAGUAUGGGAUCAAAUUCUUCGAAACUAGUGCAAAGACAAAUCUUAAUGUGGAAGAAGUUUUCUUCUCAAUAGCAAGGGAUAUAAAACAGCGUCUCUCUGAUACUGAUUCAAAAGCCGAGUCGUCGACGAUCAAGAUUAAUCAACAAGAUCAGGGAGCCAAUGCUGGUCAGGCUGCGCAAAAAUCAAGCUGCUGUGGUUCUUAAGAUGAUGAUCAAACCCUUUGAAGUAGUCAUGAUAUUGAAGCCACACUUCAUUGAUGGUGGGGGCAUCUUAGUUAUCUUGUGAUUCUUUUGAACUUCUUUUAGUGUGUGCAAUAGAUACAUAGGUAAUUUCACGUUUUAGAAUUUCAUUUAUGGUCAUGUCUAUAAUGAUGAGAUUUAUUUGGUCUGUUUACCUUU